Phacochoerus africanus (Common warthog) is the source of this 5276-nucleotide messenger RNA. It is a transcript of the gene GNPTAB, whose product is annotated as N-acetylglucosamine-1-phosphate transferase subunits alpha and beta. Gene Ontology annotation, cellular component: Golgi apparatus. NCBI's taxonomy places the organism in Eukaryota, Metazoa, Chordata, Mammalia, Artiodactyla, Suidae. The record is from RefSeq and is a predicted model, not a curated record. Gene Ontology annotation, molecular function: UDP-N-acetylglucosamine-lysosomal-enzyme N-acetylglucosaminephosphotransferase activity; calcium ion binding. Gene Ontology annotation, biological process: N-glycan processing to lysosome; carbohydrate phosphorylation.
GUCUGUCCCCGGGGCGGCAAUGCGCUGCAGCUGGAGGCUGUGACCUGAGCGCGGCGGCGCGACUCGGGCUGCGGAAUGGCGGCUCGUUGAGGCGGUGGCGGCUCCGGCUCCUCGGGCGCGACGCGGCGUGGCGGCGGCCAGGGUGAUGCUGCUCAAGCUCUUGCAGAGACAGACCUAUACCUGCCUGUCCCACAGGUAUGGGCUCUACGUCUGUUUCGUGGGCGUCGUUGUCACCAUCGUCUCCGCCUUCCAGUUCGGAGAGGUGGUUCUGGAAUGGAGCCGGGAUCAAUACCACGUUUUGUUUGAUUCUUACAGAGAUAAUAUUGCUGGGAAGUCCUUUCAGAAUCGGCUCUGUCUGCCCAUGCCGAUUGAUGUGGUUUACACCUGGGUAAAUGGCACAGAUCUCGAUCUACUGAAGGAACUGCAGCAAGUCAGAGAACAGAUGGAGGAGGAGCAGAAAGCAAUGAGAGAAAUCCUUGGGAAGAACACAACAGAACCAACUAAGAAGAGUGAGAAGCCGUUGGAGUGUUUGCUGACACACUGCAUUAAGGUGCCAAUGCUUGUUCUGGACCCAGCCCUGCCGGCCAACAUCACACUGAAGGACCUGCCAUCUCUUUAUCCUUCUUUCCAUUCUGCCAGUGACAUGUUCAACAUUGCAAAACCAAAAAAUCCUUCCACUAAUGUCUCAGUUGUUGUUUUCGACAGUACUAAAAAUGUUGAAGAUGCCCACACUGGAAUGUUUAAAGGAAACAGCAAACAGACAGUUUGGAGGGGCUAUUUGACAACAGAUAAAGAGGUCCCUGGGCUAGUGCUAAUGCAAGAUUUGGCUUUCCUGAGUGGAUUUCCACCAACAUUCAAGGAAACAAAUCAACUAAAAACAAAAUUGCCGGAAAAUCUUUCUUCUAAAAUAAAACUGUUGCAGUUGUAUUCAGAGGCCAGUGUAGCACUUCUGAAGUUGAAUAACCCCAAAGAUUUCCAAGAACUGAAUAAGCAGACGAAGAAGAACAUGACUGUCGAUGGAAAGGAACUGACCAUAAGUCCUGCGUAUUUACUGUGGGACCUGAGUGCCAUCAGCCAGUCUAAGCAGGAUGAAGACGUUUCUGCCAGCCGUUUCGAGGAUAAUGAAGAGCUGAGGUACUCACUGCGAUCCAUCGAGAGGCACGCGCCGUGGGUUCGGAAUAUUUUCAUCGUCACCAAUGGGCAGAUCCCAUCCUGGCUGAACCUUGAUAAUCCUCGAGUGACCAUAGUCACGCACCAGGAUGUUUUUCGAAAUCUGAGCCACCUGCCUACCUUCAGUUCCCCUGCUAUCGAAAGUCACAUCCACCGCAUCGAAGGGCUGUCCCAGAAGUUCAUCUACCUGAAUGAUGAUGUCAUGUUUGGAAAGGAUGUCUGGCCGGAUGAUUUUUACAGUCACUCCAAAGGUCAGAAGGUUUAUUUGACAUGGCCUGUGCCAAACUGUGCUGAGGGCUGCCCGGGGUCCUGGAUUAAAGACGGCUAUUGUGACAAGGCUUGCAAUAAUUCCGCCUGUGAUUGGGACGGUGGCGAUUGCUCUGGUAACAGUGGAGGGAGUCGCUACAUCCCAGGAGGCGGGGGCACUGGGAGUAUGGGAGGCGGACAGCCCUGGCAUUUCGGCGGAGGAAUAACUGGCGUCUCUUACUGUAAUCAAGGAUGUGCAAAUUCCUGGCUCGCUGAUAAGUUCUGUGACCAAGCCUGCAAUGUCUUAUCCUGUGGGUUUGAUGCUGGCGACUGUGGGCAAGAUCAUUUUCAUGAAUUGUAUAAAGUAACUCUUCUCCCAAACCAGACUCACUAUGUUAUUCCAAAAGGUGAAUGCCUGCCUUAUUUCAGCUUUGCAGAAAUAGCCAAAAGGGGAAUCGAAGGCGCCUAUAGUGACAACCCCAUAAUUCGACACGCUUCUAUCGCCAACAAGUGGAAAACCAUCCACCUCAUAUUGCACAGCGGCAUGAAUGCAACCACAAUACAUUUUAAUCUCACACUUCAAAGUACAAACGGUGAAGAGUUCAAAAUCCAGCUAGUGGUAGAGGUUGACACAAGGGAGGAGCCCAAACGGAAUUCUACGACCCAGAAGUCUUACCAAGAUUUGGUCAGCCCGACAGUGCUUCUUCCAGAGGUGGAAAUCCCGUUUGAGGAUAUUCCAGAAGAAAAACGCUUCCCCAAGGUCAAGAGACACGAUGCUAACACAACAGGAAAAUUCCAGGUGGAGGUGGAAGUUCCACUGGUCAAUAUUUCACUCCUUCCCAAGGAGGCCCAGCUGAGCCUCAGUAACUUGGAUUUGCAGCUGGAACUCGGAGACAUCACCCUGAAAGGAUACAACCUGUCCAAGUCAGCCCUGCUGAGGCCCUUUCUGAUGAACCCACGUUAUGCAGAGUUGGCAGGAAAUCAGGCUCCUGUGACAGGGCAACGAAAUGACAGUAUGGAGGCCCCAUUGGGAAAACAGGUUCACAGAAGCAUCUACCCGAGCAGCUUAGGAACACCUGAAAGGUCCCAGGGAUCCUUGCCUCUUCCAGCAGUGACCAUGAGGGUGAACGGCCAUUCCCAGAGUCAGACGCCACUGGACUUAGAAACCAAAGCCAGACUCAGGUCCCAAACUCUGACCCAAACAAUGGGAGGGAGGAGUGUGUCCAAAGAAAAGCUCUCAUCUCUGACUGUCAGCUUGGAAAAGAAGGAGACACAAGAAAAGAUAAUCACAGGGAAAGAACAAGAGAAAAACAGACUGGGGGAAAAUACUAACAGUCACCUAGGUGGUGAUGAAGUAUUACCUGGAAGAAAACUGCAGUAUUACACAGACAGUUACCUGGGCUUUUUGCCAUGGGAGAAGAAGAAGUAUUUCCAGGAUCUUCUGGAUGAAGAAGAGUCACUGAAGACACAACUGGCAUACUUCACUGACAGCAAACACACUGGGAGGCACCUAAAAGAUACGUUUGCAGAUUCCCUCCGUUAUGUGAAUAAAAUUCUGAACAGCAAGUUUGGGUUCACGUCUCGCAAAGUCCCCGCACACAUGCCUCACAUGAUUGACCGGAUCGUCAUGCAAGAACUGCAAGAUAUGUUCCCUGAAGAAUUUGACAAGACGUCGUUUCACAAAGUGCGCCAUUCCGAGGACAUGCAGUUUGCCUUCUCUUACUUUUAUUAUCUCAUGAGUGCAGUUCAGCCCUUGAAUAUAUCUCAAGUCUUUGAUGAAGUUGACACAGAUCAAUCUGGUGUCUUAUCUGAUAGAGAAAUACGAACGCUGGCUACCAGAAUUCACGACUUGCCUUUAAGUUUGCAGGAUUUAACAGGUCUGGAGCACAUGUUGAUAAAUUGUUCGAAAAUGCUUCCCGCUAAUAUCACUCAGCUAAACAACAUCCCUCCAACUCAGGAAGCUUACUAUGAUCCCAAUCUGCCACCAGUCACUAAAAGUCUAGUUACCAACUGUAAGCCAGUGACUGAUAAAAUCCACAAAGCAUAUAAGGACAAAAACAAAUAUAGGUUUGAAAUCAUGGGAGAAGAAGAGAUUGCUUUUAAGAUGAUUCGUACCAAUGUUUCUCAUGUGGUUGGCCAAUUGGAUGAUAUAAGGAAAAACCCCAGGAAGUUUGUUUGCCUGAAUGACAACAUUGACCACAAUCAUAAAGAUGCCCAGACAGUGAAGGCUGUUCUCAGGGACUUCUACGAAUCCAUGUUCCCCAUACCAUCCCAGUUUGAGCUGCCAAGGGAGUAUCGGAACCGCUUCCUCCAUAUGCAUGAGCUGCAGGAAUGGAGGGCCUAUCGAGACAGACUGAAGUUCUGGACUCAUUGCGUGUUGGCCACGUUGAUCAUGUUUACGAUAGUCUCAUUUUUUGCUGAACAGUUAAUUGCGCUUAAGCGGAAGAUAUUCCCCCGCAGGAGGAUACACAAGGAAGCUAGUCCUGAUCGAAUCAGGGUAUAAGAAGAUCUUCGUUUGAAAACCUACCUCAGCAUUACUGAGCAUUUAAGACCCGGCAUCACAGAGGUGUCUUCACGAUGUGAAACUUAGCCAUCCUGGCCUGAAGAAGGAGAAACACCCAGCACAAUGCCUGUUUUCCAGAGUGAAUAUAGCCUACGGACCAGGAAUCACUUACCCAACACACAGAAAAUGUGUGUGUUGAGCAGCUCUGGUUUUAGUUUCAAAGCAUUUGCUCGUGGACCUGUCUGUUGUUCUUUAAAUGAAAAGUCGCCGAUGAGGGGCAGCACUGGUUGCUGUGGGAGCUGAGCGGCUAACUAGCGUGAGCGGCCCGGGCCAGCUGGCGCGCUGAGAGGCCCCAGUCUGGUGCAGGCCGAAGCCUUUUGCUCUGGUUUUACAGCGGGGUGUUUUUUACAUUUGUUUCUUUUUUCCAUUUUCCAUUUUUAAAGUAAGUAGCUGACUUAAUUAGCUACCCUUGCUUUUGAAGACAGUGAAUUGGGAUGUCUGAACAUGUUUUUAUACAUCUUAUUUAAAUAAAGCAUCAAUAUCACCUCCUAUUGGCAUAUCUAAAUUAUGGAUUUUACUGACACUCAAGACUCUGUGAUCUUAACGCACUCACCGCUCCUGACGAGCUCAGUGACUGUCAUCGAUUCACUUUAGCCCCUGAAGAAGACUGUGAUUUCAAGUGGAGGCCUGAUUACAAAGGGCUAGAGUCAAGUUGCAGAGCUACUCGCCAGAUGUACUUAUGAUUUGAAGGUGUACAUAUCCAGACAGAAGUGCUGCAUUUUAGAAAUGAGUGGAGCUGAUGGCCCUGGCCUGGGACGUACUCAUCAGUAUAUUCCAGUCUCUGUCUCUCUCAGUCACUUUCAUGUAAUGCAGGGUCAGCAAACCGUUUUCUGUAAAAAAACAAAAACAAAAACAAAAACCCACGUAGUAAAUAUUUGCAGGCCACAUCAUCUAUGUUGCAUAUCCUUGGUUUAGUUUAGUUUUUGUUUUGUAACAAUCCUUUUUAAAAUGUCAAAACCAUGUCUAACUUUGCAGCUGUACAAAAACAGGCCAGCAGCUGGGUUGGGGCCGUCACCUGCUGGCCACUGGCGUAGAGAAUUAGUAUUGUGAUGUGGGGGUUAGCCCUGACGUUCAGCCAUACUUUAUUUAUGUCAUGUACUGUGGAUUUCUGGAGACCAGAGCCAUGAGUCCUUUUUGAACCCUGAUAGUUAUUUUAGAUCAUGAUCUUAACAGUAUUGCUGCAAAAUGGCAUAUAUGUUUUGUAAAAAGAACCUGUAAAUAACCUUGUUUGUGCUGUAAGAGUUACGUAUUUCAAAAAUGGAUGUCACAUAAAGACUUAAAAUUUUUUCUGCUUUGA